Molecule: messenger RNA, 468 nt
Organism: Adineta ricciae
Lineage: Eukaryota; Metazoa; Rotifera; Eurotatoria; Adinetida; Adinetidae
Source: the annotation of a GenBank genome assembly
AUGUUGNAUGAUGAUGCAGACGAUGAAGAGGGUGAUGAUGCAGACGAUGAAGAGGAUGAUGAUGCAGACGAUGAAGAGGAUGAUGAUGCAGACGAUGAAGAGGGUGAUGAUGCAGACGAUGAAGAGGAUGAUGAUGCAGACGAUGAAGAGGAUGAUGAUGCAGACGAUGAAGAGGGUGAUGAUGCAGACGAUGAAGAGGAUGAUGAUGCAGACGAUGAAGAGGAUGAUGAUGCAGACGAUGAAGAGGGUGAUGAUGCAGACGAUGAAGAGGAUGAUGAUGCAGACGAUGAAGAGGAUGAUGAUGCAGACGAUGAAGAGGGUGAUGAUGCAGACGAUGAAGAGGACGAACACGAGGAUGAUGAUGAUGAUGAUGCCUCAUCAACCAUAACGAAAUCGCUUGAGUCCAUUUUAAAAUAUUUCACUUUAUUAUCUAUAAAUUAUGUCUCGGUUCAACUAAUAAGAGUAUAA